AUGGCAGAAUAUAUUCAACAGCCCAUGGAAUAUACUUGUCCAAGAGAUUUUGAUCCUGUGACACACACAAUGUGUUGUCAUGAUGGAAACUGUUGUGAGCCAACAUUAGUGUCGAUGGCUCCGUCCAAUGAUUGGAUAAUAAUGGUCACAGCUAUUUUAGUUAUAUGUUCUUGCCUUGUGCUUACAGUUUUAGCUGUAGUUUGUUGUUUUUGGAGUAAAUGUCCACUUUACAAUGCUUGCAGAGCCAAUUACAGUACCAGUAAUGUUAUAGUAUAUUCAUUGGGUAAAGAAGAUCCGACACCUCUUAUGCCGGCAGAAGAUGGUAAAGGAGGUCAAUAUAAGCCGCAACCGGUCAAAAUAAAAAUAAUGCAAGAUGUUUAA
This is a messenger RNA of Pediculus humanus corporis (human body louse), 381 nucleotides long. RefSeq lists its product as uncharacterized. The record is from RefSeq and is a predicted model, not a curated record. The transcript is spliced from 3 exons. The coding region runs from base 1 to 381 and encodes 126 amino acids. Lineage: Eukaryota; Metazoa; Arthropoda; Insecta; Psocodea; Pediculidae.